Messenger RNA from Drechmeria coniospora, 819 nucleotides. RefSeq lists its product as uncharacterized. Bases 1 to 819 code for a protein of 272 amino acids. The record is from RefSeq and is a predicted model, not a curated record. The transcript has 3 exons. Lineage: Eukaryota; Fungi; Ascomycota; Sordariomycetes; Hypocreales; Ophiocordycipitaceae.
AUGCUCAAGAACCAGCGGCCCGCGAGUGCCGAGUAUGCCCUCGCACCCGACGGCGAGAGCGAAGACGGCAGGCCGUACAAGCUCGGCGACGUGCCCGACCUGAGCCCCGAUGCCGGGCCGAGGUCGAGGUCCAAGUCGACGCCCCUUCGACUCUGCCUCGUCGGCGCCGCCUCCUCCCUCGUCGCCAUCCUUCUCUUCGUCGCCUUGGGCCUGCACCUGCGAGGUUCGGGACGAGCCGUGGCCAAUCGAACCUUUCCCGUCGUCCGCGAGGGCCUCAGCAACAAAACCGGCCUGCCCCUGAACUGGUCCGACGGAGACUGCGGGAACUCGCCGGCCGAGGCGAUGGCCCGCAACUGCCGCUACAGCAUCGUCCUCUUCGGCUGGCUCCCCCCGGGCUGCCACACGGCCGACGACGCCGCCGACGAGGAGAGCAUGCACGGCGGACAGUCGUGGCACUACGAAAGCGAGGGUCGAAACAUGACCAUGGACGAGCUUCGACUGGGAAACUAUCGCAACUUCACCUCCACCUACGACAUGCACCUCAUGCACUGCAUGUACGUCUGGAAGCGGAUGCACCGGGCCAUGCUGAACGCGAGCAUCCAAAUGGAUUCCUACUCGGCGAACCUGCAUCACACCGAGCACUGCAUCCACGUGCUCGGCGAGAGCUUCGCCAAUAAGGGCCGGGACACGGGCGUCAUUGCCGUCGUCAAGACCGUCGACGGCACCGACGGCCCGCCAGACGACCUCGGACGCAACUCUCACGCAGAUGGCACAGGCAAGGCGUACGGCGAGCUCGGCGAGCUCGAUGCGCGUGCCUAG